Drosophila ficusphila is the source of this 606-nucleotide messenger RNA. It is a transcript of the gene MED21, whose product is annotated as mediator of RNA polymerase II transcription subunit 21. The coding region runs from base 148 to 576 and encodes 142 amino acids. The record is from RefSeq and is a predicted model, not a curated record. The transcript has 2 exons. Gene Ontology annotation, cellular component: mediator complex. Lineage: Eukaryota; Metazoa; Arthropoda; Insecta; Diptera; Drosophilidae. Gene Ontology annotation, biological process: regulation of transcription by RNA polymerase II. Gene Ontology annotation, molecular function: transcription coregulator activity.
CGAUAUGUUUGUAUUGUGGGCAGCUCUUAAAUUAAUACAUGACAAUACACCAGUAGUUUUUUAUACGGAAAUAUACUCAAAGAACUUUAUUUUUGGUUCAUUUUAUUAUGUUAUCGUUUUAGGUGUUAUUAUUCACAUAUAUUUAAAAUGGCGGACAGACUUACCCAGUUGCAAGACACCGUUAACCAGCAAGCGGAGCACUUUUGCAAUGCUAUCGGUGUCAUACAACAAACCUCUUAUCCAAGUAAAUUUGUGAAUUUCGAACGAACAGGUUCCCAAACGCCAAAUCCUUGUCAGCCUCAAGAGGACUAUGCUCAGCUGUUUGCUCAACUAAUUGCAAGGUGUGCAAAGGAUAUUGACACAUUGAUUGAGUCAUUACCAAAUGAAGACAGUUCCAUAGAACUUCAAAAUUCUAGCCUUAAGAGACUUGAGUUCGAAAAUCAACAAACUGCACAUAACCUUGAGGAAGUGGUUAAAAAGGGCGAACUCUUGCUGGAAAAAAUUCAGUCUGCUUUAGAAAACAUCGCCCAAGCCCAGUUGGAUAUGCAAACAACAGUCAAGCCUUUUUUGAAAUAACAGCAAAAUUAAAAAAAAAAUUAUACUGUC